This is a messenger RNA of Cooperia oncophora, 333 nucleotides long. The record is from the annotation of a GenBank genome assembly. Lineage: Eukaryota; Metazoa; Nematoda; Chromadorea; Rhabditida; Trichostrongylidae.
AUGGUUAAGUCCAAGCAGUCGAGCACUGUUACGCAGCAUGUUACAGGAAUGGCGUUGGGACAUAUCUCACUUGGACCGUACUAUCUUCUUUUGCAACAAAAAGGUCGUAAACAGAGAAUCGCUCUUCCUCCUCCGAAAGCUAAGCCUGGCGAAUCGCAAGUAGUAGCAUCUCCGACUAUACACGCCUCGUUGGAGCACAACCUCGAUUUGUCUGGUCUCGAAGAUAGCCCUGAUGUGGACUUUUCCCCAAAUAGCUUCCGAUCUGGCAGUAGUAUUAGUGAGCAGUUUCGAAGGACUCUGGAGGCAGAACGACCGCGACCGCGUCAGAGAUAA